AGCUAACGAGCAAACAGGGCCUGGAAACACAGAAGCUAGAAAGAAACCGGGAGAGACACGCCUGUGGCGUAUUUCCGGCGCGCUAAGCGAGGAAGAUGGCUGCGUCCCAGCAGCAGGCUGCUGCGGCUUCGUCCGCUGCAGGUGUGUCGGGUCCGGGUUCGUCUGGUGGCCCGGGUCCCCAGCAGCAGCCGCAACCACCAGCACAGCUAGUGGGGCCUGCCCAGAGCGGGCUUUUGCAGCAACAGCAACAGGACUUCGAUCCAGUGCAGCGUUAUAAGAUGCUCAUCCCGCAGUUGAAGGAGAGCCUGCAGACCUUGAUGAAAGUCGCAGCCCAGAACUUGAUUCAGAACACUAACAUUGACAACGGACAAAAGAGCAGUGACGGACCUAUACAGCGCUUUGACAAGUGUCUGGAGGAGUUCUACGCACUCUGUGACCAGCUGGAGCUCUGCCUGCGCCUGGCACAUGAGUGCCUGUCCCAGAGUUGCGACAGCGCCAAGCACUCUCCAACGCUGGUGCCCACAGCCACCAAACCGGACGCUGUGCAGCCUGACAGCCUGCCCUACCCGCAGUACCUGGCAGUCAUCAAAGCCCAGAUUGCCUGUGCCAAGGACAUUCACACCGCUCUGCUGGACUGUGCCAACAAGGUCACGGGCAAGACACCUGCACCACCUACAGGCCCUGGGGGCACCCUGUGAGCUGGCAGGGCUGGGAGUGGGGCAGGCCGUAGGGGAAGGGGACCGGGAGGGAAUGAAGAGUGACUUCAAAGCCG
Molecule: messenger RNA, 772 nt
Organism: Lynx canadensis (Canada lynx)
Lineage: Eukaryota; Metazoa; Chordata; Mammalia; Carnivora; Felidae
Gene: MED29
Product: mediator complex subunit 29
Exons: 4
Coding region: 96-698 (200 amino acids)
Biological process (GO): regulation of transcription by RNA polymerase II
Cellular component (GO): mediator complex
Molecular function (GO): transcription coregulator activity; transcription factor binding
Source: RefSeq, a predicted model, not a curated record